Nestor notabilis (Kea) is the source of this 1335-nucleotide messenger RNA. RefSeq names its product Fanconi anemia, complementation group C (gene FANCC). The record is from RefSeq and is a predicted model, not a curated record. The annotation marks the transcript as partial. Gene Ontology annotation, biological process: interstrand cross-link repair; cellular response to oxidative stress; nucleotide-excision repair. The transcript has 11 exons. Gene Ontology annotation, cellular component: Fanconi anaemia nuclear complex. Lineage: Eukaryota; Metazoa; Chordata; Aves; Psittaciformes; Psittacidae.
AGUUUGCUGUGCCAUCUCCUUUCUUCUUCUAAGUGGGAAAGUAACGAAGCUGAAACCAGUACAUUCAUAUCAACUCUUGGCUACACGUCAGCAGAUUAUUAUUGUCACUUAGUUAAAAAUAUGGUCUUUUCAUUAGUAACAGAACUCAGAGGAAAUCAGUUCAAUGGACUUAACAUUCAGGGGAGAGUUUCAGCCAGUCGUGUGAAUGCUGUGUCCCUUUUCUGUCUACCUCUUAUUACUUUGCCUGAUGUAACUCCAUUGCUGGAAACUCUCCUUCUUUACCAUGGAGGUGCAUCAAAAGAAAUUCUCAGUUCAGAGUUUCUGGAGGCUGUGAAUGAGGCCUUUUUAAAGAAGAAGAUCUCCCUCCCUGAAACUGCUGUCUUCAGCCUGUGGCUUCGUCACUUACCAAGCCUUGAAAAAGCCACAUUAUAUCUUCUAGACCAGCUGGUUUCCAUACAGUUGAAUUCACUGGAAGAAGUGGUUUGUGUCAUAAAAGACUCGUUACUGCCACAAGCAGCAAGCCAUCCUGCCAUUUUCAGAAUUGUUAAUGAAAUUUUCAAGAAUGCGUUGCUGAAAACUGAUGGAACUCCAGAAGUUAUGACCAUAAUACAGGUGUUUACACAGCUUUUCCUUCAGGCUCAUCAGAAUGAAAACAAGCAGCAUAAAUAUCCACUGAAGGCGUACUUCCCUCACCAUCACCAGCCUCUUGUAACAGCUUUACUCAGACGUCCUUUUGAGCUGCCAUCUACACACUGGCCUGCACAUUUAAAACACAUUUCAGAUACGCUCAAAGCAUUGGUAGAAGAUACAAAUGUUAGUUCUCUUAGUGACCUUUUUGAAAUCUGGUUUUUGGUUGUUCGUUUUGGAGAAUGGCUGGAUAUUGCUGCAGAACAAUUACUGAAGGCUGCUGUAGAACCAGAUGCUUUGCUGUGGCUACUGGCAUUUUACUACUGUCCUCAGAAUGAAAAUCAACAAAGGACUCAAACAAUGGUAGAAGCUAAAGCAGUCUACAAUCAUCUAAUGAUGCUCUUCAACUGUACAGUCCUUUCUGUCAAAGAUCUGGAGGCUGCUGUACACGGUAUAACAGAUACAAAGCAGUGUUGUAACCAGCAUCUUUUAACACAUCUUCUUACCAACUUUUUGCUCUUUUCAUCUGGUGGACAUACGAUUGCCCAGGAAUUUAUUUAUCACAUUACUGAGACAACUGACUCAAGCAAAGAAGUUUGUAGCCUUCUUACCCGUACUGCAUACAGAAUUAACUGUAAUGGAGAAGAAAAUGAAAGGACUGUGAAACUGCUGAAGGAACUUCUUAAAAAACUAACACUGAAAGUUUAG